Penaeus vannamei (Pacific white shrimp) is the source of this 1142-nucleotide messenger RNA. The record is from RefSeq and is a predicted model, not a curated record. Lineage: Eukaryota; Metazoa; Arthropoda; Malacostraca; Decapoda; Penaeidae.
AUAACGAAAAUACAAUGCGCUCGUCGUUAUCAAAACAACACUCAACAACACCUCGUGCAGCUUUGGUCUGCGUGAAAAAAAUGUGCAGUAUGAGUUGCAUUGAUAUAAAUGAUGGCGAAGCCCACAUAAAACCAGAGUAUAUUCUGCCAAAAGAGGCUUCAGGAGAGAAAAAGGAAGAAGAAUCCGGAGCCUCUGAGGGAGCUGAUUCGACAUCUGAACCUCCCCAAAAGAAGCAAAAAUUUACAGGCAGAAACAAGAAACGGCCAAAGCUAGUCAAGGUCCCCAAGAGCAGCAAAUUAUGUCGUCAGCUGUGGUGUCUGCGUGUAGGUGAAGACCCCAAGACUAAAUGCACUUACCCCAAUUGUGUCUUUUCCCACGAUGUAGCCACUUUCCUGAACAACAAAGGUGAAGACAGAGGAACAGAAUGCCACAAUUUUCGCACUUAUGGCAUGUGCCCUUAUGGCCUCAUGUGUAGUUUUGGCAGUGACCACAUUGAAGGAACAGGAAAUAAAGUGAAUGAAGAACUUUGGGAAAAAUUUAAAAACAAGCCACCUGUCACUAAUACAUUGAAGAAGGAGGUUCAACAACUGCUGUGGAAAAGAAAGUAUGACUUCACAAAGGCCAUGCAGGCACACAGAGCAGCUCAGUCAGAAAUGUCAAAGCAGAAAGCAGAGGAGGAAAAGGCAAAGAAGAAGGAGGCAGAAAACUCAGUGGCCAAGAAAGAGGAUUUAAGACAAGAGGAAUGUGAGGAAGAGAAAGAAAACUCAUGCAUCAGUGAGGAAGCCACAUCAAAAAUAGGAGAGGCAGAACUAGCCACUCAAGACAUGUCUGUUGAGGAAAGUGAGAAGACAAAAGCCAUAGGACCAGCACCAGAAGAAGAUCUCAUCAAGCUCACCUCACGUGAAAAGAAAAAGAUUGACUGGCGAGACAAGCUUUAUUUAGCGCCACUCACUACUCUAGGGAAUCUGCCUUUUCGCCGGAUCUGCAAACGUCUUGGGGCAGAUAUUACUUGUGGAGAAAUGGCAUUGUCAGUUAAUCUCUUACAAGGUUCAGCUAGUGAGUGGGCUCUUGUAAAGCGGCAUGAAUCUGAAGAUGUUUACGGAAUUCAGGUGAGAUUAGGAGUCUUCUUGGAAGAGAUUUAG